AUGGCUUUGUUAUUCCAGUGGAUUUUCAUUCUGAUGUGCGUGUCACGGACGGCCUCCAAGGCCGGAUGCAACUUGCAAAGUGACUUCCCUGCUGGUGGGUGGCAGAAUGUCAUCACUCAUACCACAAAAUCACCACUUCAAUCAACAAGGACCUCUUUUCACCUCACAUCUCAAUUGUUUAUGACAUACGCGUCUUCUCAUCCAUUGAACUCUACAUCAUUCGCAGCGGAAAUCGCUUCCUCGGGCCGUUCGGACGUGGAGGGUGAGUCGACCUCGCGACAUUCCGUGCCUCUCGACUCCAUUGGGCGCGUCGAGAGCACGGUAACUUUGUCCCAUGGAAAUAGUGUCGAUCCCAGCUUGUCGGUAGUCACAAUUACUGAGGGUCCUGAAAACUCCUCAGCUGUUGGAGAAAAGACUUCGAUUCAAGACAGUGUGUCUGCAAGCCCUUCACAGCCUGGUUCAGAGUUGCAAAUUCAAGCGCCUACUUGCCCUUCAACUUCCAAGGGCCUGGAGCCAACUAUGCUGCUCGAAACAAUCACCGCAUCAACAACAAACUCAACAGAUCAGUUUUUGUCUGUCACCAGCCCCUCAUCUAUUGUGAUCACCUCCCUUCUUUCAGACUCCACAAGCGGAGACUCGAGGCCGGCAUUCAAUGUGUCUUCUCAUCAUCAGCAGGCAACUCUCUCCGAGACUGAAGCCUCAGUGUCUUCAUCUGGCUCCGUCUCCGGUGUGCAUUCUCAACUGAUGAUGGAGAUCAUCUCUGGUUUUCCAACUUUCACAUCUGUUGAUAUCUCAAAGCUCAGAAACAAUGACUCUCUUUCAUCAGCUGCAGUGGGUAGGCUGACUGAUGUCAUUGAUGAAGUGGUAGUUGGCGCAACUGGAGAGAUGGCUGUUAUUUUCAUUGUGCUUCAGAAGAUUCAGAAAAGAAAAUAA
Molecule: messenger RNA, 933 nt
Organism: Blastomyces gilchristii SLH14081
Lineage: Eukaryota; Fungi; Ascomycota; Eurotiomycetes; Onygenales; Ajellomycetaceae
Exons: 2
Coding region: 1-933 (310 amino acids)
Source: RefSeq, a predicted model, not a curated record